AUGCGAUAUGCAGCCUCAUUGCGUGGUACAUGGGCUUUUUGGAGCAAGUCCCGACAUGACCUUACAUCAAUGAUAGAACAGUUAGGUGCUCCUACAUUGUUCUUCACCUUAAGCUCAGCUAACACAAAAUGGCCAGACUUGCAUAAGUUAUUACCAAAGUCAAAAUAUGAAUGGCAGCACCGAGGCUCUGCACAUAUACAUGGCUUUCUUUGGUUGCAACAAGCACCAAAUAUUGAUAACCUUAACUGGUCAGAUCAUGCAAAUGUCCAAUCAGUAAAACAGUUCUUUGACCAGUACAUCACAGCAUGGAAUCCACGUUGUGAAGAGGCUCGCUUGAACAGGCAAUAUAUGCCUACAAUUUCAGAUCCAUGCCUUGUAGAUACAGAGACCAUAUCCAAAUUAGAUCCUUAUUACAUACGAUGGCAUGUGAAUGGUUUUCAAGAACACAUUACCAUAGAAAAUGGUGAAGACCUACAACCAGAAGAUAUUCAUCAAUCAACUCAAGAAGGGCUCUACGAAUGGGAGUUUUUGUCACAAAUGGGAGCAUCAAACAACUUCAAUGUUGCAGCUCUUCAACUACUUGGCAAAUGUGAUUUUGAUCUACAGUUUGAUUGGACUGCUUCUAUACCUGAUGAACCACUGCAUUCAAAAGCAUUUAAUUUUAUUCUCACAGAGAAAAGCCAAGCACCCCACAAUCUUAAGAACCCACAUUUUAAUGCACCUGCUAACUAUGAGCUUGCACAAAACCAAAUGAUUGCACUUGAUAUUAUCAAAUCUCAUGCUGACCACAACCUACAUUCUUCACCAUUGCGGUUAAUCAUUCAAGGCACUGCAGGAACUGGAAAAUUAUUUCUUAUUGACUGCAUAUGCAAACAGUUAAAUUCAAGGACAGAACAUGCACAAUGCCCCUUGCUUAGGAAGCCCGGUUGCAGGAGCUUUCACACAGCACAGAACAAGCAUACCUAUAGAACAAACAGAAUCAGUCUACGUGUACGGGUGUACUCGCGGGCUAGUGGCCGCCUGCCACGUGGCGGGGCGCGGGUCCUCCGGGUUAGGUUGACCGUCGGCCAAGUAGGAGACACCGGCGGCAAAUUUGGGCACCGACGGAGGCGAGUGGACGGGCGCGGCAGGAGGUGGCGCGGCCCGGGAGAAGGCGGUGCCGGAGCGCCGUCGGCGGUAGAGUCCGGCAAGUCUCUGCGGGCGGUGGUUGGCGAGAGAUCUGCAGGAAUCGGCGGUGUACGUGCGCGAGCUGACAGAGCCGAGGUGGAGGACGUGGCGGCGACGGGCGCGGUACACUGCAGGCCGCGGGACGAACAGGUACGGCGCGUGCGGACCUGCAAACCUGCAACGCCAAUUUUAAAGACAGUUACCUUCAAUCUUUUGUUGGCUCUUUCAAUCUGGAGCGUUCUGUAUGCACAACCAGGAUUCAUCAGCCUGGACUGUGGCGCAGAAGGUGGAUAUAAUGGUCCACGUGGCAUUAGCUGGACCUCAGAUGAACAAUACAUUAAUUCAGGUGAAAAAAGAAGCAUUUUGACUGAUCAGUCAGAGGUGGACCAGCCAUUGAAACAUCUUCGCUGUUUUCCUCAAGGCAAGCGAAAUUGCUACAAUUUACCCGCUGUGCGGGAAAGAAAAUACUUAAUCCGCGCGUGUUUCUUAUAUGGUAACUAUGAUGGCCGUGAGUCACAACCACAAUUUGAAUUGCUGGUUGACGCUAAUUUUUGGGCCACUGUUGUAAUAAACAAUAGUAACAAGACCUUUUGCAACGGAAUAAACGCCAUGGCAAGAGGUCCCUCCAUUAAUGUGCGUUUUCCUCGCAGUACAGAUGAUGUUCCUUUCAUUUCAACCUUGGAAUUUCGCCUGCUCAUGCCAGCUAUGUAUGAGGUUGUAGGAAUAACUAUUGACUUCAAAGUGGUUUUGUGCAGAUAUCCAGAUGAUGAAUUCGAUAGGCUAUGGGUCAAGGGACAAAUAAAUGAUACCGUUUAUAGGAACACCAUAAAUUUCAUUCCUUCAACAGAGGAGUUCCAAAUACCAUCAGCUGUGUUAGAAACUGCCUUGGUGGGCAGCAACAAGAGCAUGGGAAAUGUUAGAUGGAAUUGGAGCGUUCCAGAAAUUGGUGAAUACUAUUUUGUGAUGUGCUUUGCUGAAGUACAAGAACUUGACGUUAAUGCAAUAAGGGAGUUCAAUGUAAGUAUCAAUGGGUAUUCAUACCAGUCUACUGUUACAUUAGAUGACUACCUCGAUUUGAUUGUCGUCAAGUAUGGACCCAUCAAAGCUGAUAGCUUGGAAAAUGUCCAAUUUUCUCUUGAUCCUACCAAUCGAUCGAGCGUGGGUGCAAUUAUCAAUGCCUUGGAUAUCUACCAAUAUAGCAGGCUACCCAAUAAUGGAACUAAAAGUGACCCAAUAAUGGAACUAAAAGUGAAGAUGAUGCCAUUUGCCGAUAUUGUGAGGCACUUCAAUCUGGAGAAAGAGUGGAUGGGUGAUCUGUGUCUUCCACAGAAAUAUAGUUGGGAUCGGGUGGAUUGCAAUCAAGACUCCUCACCAAGGAUUAUUGCAGUGACACUACCCAACAAGCAUCUGAAUGGAACCAUACCUCCAAACUUUGCCAAUCUCUCUGCUCUUGUUAAGUUGGACUUGGCAAGAAAUAAUUUGAGUGGUUCAAUACCAGAGGCUCUGGCUACUCUCUCCAAUCUUAAACAACUGAAUUUGGCAGACAAUGACUUAAACGGGUCAGUGCCAAUUGGUCUCUCUGAACAAAAGCAACGUGGAAAACUCAUUCUAAGUGUUUAUGGCAAUGAAAAGCUUUGCCAAGUAGGCAUUUGCAAGGAUGCCCGAAAAGGAAAGACUAGCAAAACACUAGUUGUUUGGUUAAUAGUAGCAGGGGUUGCAAUACUUAUAAUCUUUACUGCAAUAUUAAUCUUUAUCAAAAUUAAAUCAAGCAGAAAAAUUCGAAAAGGGAAAACUGAAACAGGACAUUUGAAUCUUGACAAAUUUGAUGGAUGUCGAUCGUUCAGUUUCGAAGAGGUAAGAGUUCUGACUAGCAACUUUCAGACGGAGAUUGGAAAAGGAGGAUAUGGAACUGUUUAUCUUGGUUGUCUUCAAGACAAGGAUGUGGCCGUCAAAAUCUUGUCUGAUAAAUAACAUCAGGGUGCCAUAAAGUUUUCCACAGAGUUACACCAUAAGAAUCUCGUAAAACUUAUGGGAUACUGCAAAGAGGAACAAAAUUUGGAUCUUGUAUACAUGUCUAAUGGAGACUUGCGACAUUUUCUUGAUGGUCAAACUUCUUCAAAAAAUUAUCUAGACUGGGAAAGAAGACUCAACAUUGCAUUAGAUGCUGCCCACGGAUUGGAAUAUCUACAUGUAGGAUGCAAGCCAAUCAUUAUUCACAGAGAUGUAAAGAGCUCCAAUAUUUUGUUGAAUGACCAAAUGGAAGCAAAACUAGCAGAUUUUGGGUUGUCAAAUGGGACCACUGGAUAUCUAGAUCCAGAAUAUUAUACUACAAAUUGAUUGACAGAAAAGAGUGAUGUUUAUAGCUUUGGAGUUGUUUUGAUGGAGAUUAUUAGUGGAAAACAUCAUCACUUUGUAGAGGAUUCAAUAUCUACCAGUGAACACAUACAAAUCAUUAAUUGGGUAAGGGCAUUCCUAUUAAAGGAGGACAUAGAGAACAUUACAGAUCCUAAUUUACUUGAAAAUUAUGAUAAAGAUGCAAUGUUGAAAGUGGCAAAUUUGGCAAUGUGUUCUGGGUGUUCGCGUUUGAAUUCACGCGACCUGUUUGUGACUCCCAACGACGUUGCACACAUUUUUUCGCGCGAUUAUAUUUAUGUUCGUCAUCGGGAGUCGUAUGUUGUUGUGUAUGUGUAG
This is a messenger RNA of Cryptomeria japonica (Japanese cedar), 3858 nucleotides long. Its product is annotated as putative leucine-rich repeat receptor-like protein kinase At2g19210. Gene Ontology annotation, molecular function: protein kinase activity; ATP binding; protein binding. The record is from RefSeq and is a predicted model, not a curated record. Gene Ontology annotation, biological process: protein phosphorylation. Lineage: Eukaryota; Viridiplantae; Streptophyta; Pinopsida; Cupressales; Cupressaceae.